Macroventuria anomochaeta is the source of this 555-nucleotide messenger RNA. RefSeq lists its product as uncharacterized. The transcript has a single exon. The record is from RefSeq and is a predicted model, not a curated record. Gene Ontology annotation, molecular function: metal ion binding. NCBI's taxonomy places the organism in Eukaryota, Fungi, Ascomycota, Dothideomycetes, Pleosporales, Didymellaceae. Gene Ontology annotation, biological process: protein histidyl modification to diphthamide. Bases 1 to 555 code for a protein of 184 amino acids.
AUGGCGUACACGAAGAACUACUACCACAUCCUCGGUCUCCGCGUGCCCGGUCCGGGCUCCCCGGCCCCGAGACCCAAGGCGCCGGACUUGAGGAGGGCGUACAGAAAUGCGCUGCUUGCUGCGCAUCCGGAUAAACAGGGCCAGGGCGCGGGCGCGAACGGAUUGUACAGCGUGGAUGAUGUCAAGGAGGCGUACCGUGUUCUUGACGAUGAGAAGAGGAGGAGGGAGUAUGAUGGUUGGGUGUUGAGGAAUCCGCAUAUCCUCAAUACACAUGGCGUGCACAGCAAGAUUGGGAGAGGGGAUGGUGGAGGACAGACGCUGAAUCAAGACUUCAUUCUUGGGCUUGAGUUGUUGGAUCUGGGUGAUUUUGAGGAGCAGGAGGGCGGUGUUGAGGCGGAGUGGACAAGGGCUUGUCGCUGUGGGGAUGAGAAGGGGUUUCGGAUUCUGGAGGAUGAUCUGGAAGACGCGGAGAGGAGAGGGGAGAAGGAAGUGCUUGUGGGGUGUGGGGGGUGUAGUUUGUGGGUUAGGGUUGGGUUUGAUGUCGAGGAAGGCUGA